AUGGACUCAGACCAACUACAUACCAAAGUUACGUUAUUGAACGACGCCCUCGAUGACCUCGAGGCGAAGCUUGAGCCUCUGCUGGCGCAGUCGUUGCCAGAAACCGUGGUCGGGCUAGAACGCAUACAACAAGCAAAGCUGCAAGUUGCUCUGCCGUACCUCGUCUACGACUUAAUUUUCAUCUAUCUCAAAACUAAGGGCGUUGAACCCAAGACGCAUCCUGUCGUGGAGGAGUUGGCUCGUAUACGACAGUACUUUGACAAAAUCAAGGAUGCAGAAAACCCUGCAAAGAGAACGACGGAGGUAGACAAGGCCGCCGCGAAUCGCUUCAUCAAACACGCCAUCGCCCAGGUCAAGGCACAACGGCCUCCAGGAGACAACGAAGGCCCUUCACACAUUCGCUUCGAUGACAGCGGAAUCGCAUCUGUACCCGUCAAGGUCACGAGUAAAAUGAUUGCCCGAGCCCAGUACGAAAAGGAAUUGGCAGAGAUGGGUAGCGAAGAAGAGGACGACCUCCAAAUUAUCGACGACGCCGAAGGUGCUACAAAUGAAAUCGCAGAAGUAACUCCUCCGAGCAUCGGGAAAGGAAAGGCGCGCGCCGUGGACGAAACUGAAUCCACUACGUCCGCACCUGGGCGAAAGCGCAGGCGUCCACAAGUGGACCCAUUCGCAGGUUACGGGGACGCGCCAAAUGGCGCUACACAAUCAGAAGACACAUCGAAGCGUAGCAAAACAUCGCGCGACCAGUCAACAAGCGACGUCGAGAUGGCCAAUACAACACCUCAAGACAGCGGCCGCAGUACGCCGCUGUCUGCAUCGGAGCAAGCAAAGAAAGAAAGAAAGGCAGCGAAGAGGGCAAGGCAAAGAGUAAAGAAAAGACCGUCGAAGACCUAG
This is a messenger RNA of Laetiporus sulphureus 93-53, 894 nucleotides long. RefSeq lists its product as uncharacterized. Gene Ontology annotation, biological process: regulation of gene expression; maturation of 5.8S rRNA. Gene Ontology annotation, molecular function: RNA binding; DNA binding. The record is from RefSeq and is a predicted model, not a curated record. Gene Ontology annotation, cellular component: exosome (RNase complex); nucleolus. The transcript has 5 exons. NCBI's taxonomy places the organism in Eukaryota, Fungi, Basidiomycota, Agaricomycetes, Polyporales, Laetiporaceae. The coding region runs from base 1 to 894 and encodes 297 amino acids.